AUGGCGGUCCACGUUGCUGGGGUGAUUGCUAUUAUAUUUUUCUACGUGUUAAUUCUUAUCGUUGGGAUAUGGGCAGCCCGUAAGAACAAGGCAUCCGGAGUGAACCCCGAGAGUGAAGAUGUGAUGCUUGCAGGCAGGAACAUUGGACUCUUGGUCGGCGUCUUUACCAUGACAGCUACCUGGGUGGGUGGGGCGUACAUCAACGGCACUGCAGAGGUUAUCGCCGCCUCAGGACUCGUGUAUUGCCAAGCACCAUUUGGAUAUGCCUUGAGUCUAGUUAUAGGCGGACUGUUCUUUGCGAACAGAAUGCGGCAGCAAGGUUAUGUUACAAUGUUGGAUCCAUUCCAACGAAAGUACGGUGAGCGCAUGGGCGGACUAUUGUAUAUUCCUGCUCUUCUUGGAGAAACCUUUUGGACGGCCGCCAUCUUGGCUGCUUUAGGUUCUACUCUCUCUGUCAUCAUCGAGCUGAAGAAUACCAUCUCCAUCAUUGUGUCAGCCAUCAUUGCUGUCUUCUACACUCUGAUUGGUGGACUUUACUCCGUCGCUUACACCGACGUCAUUCAAGGCCUUUUUAUAUUCAUCGGACUGUGGGUCUGUAUACCGUUUGCGAUGACCAAUGAGGCUGUAGGAAGCCUGUCUCUCAACGCCACUGAGGUCUGGGUCACGCCUCUUGACCCUAACACCGCUGGCAGUUACGUCGACAGCUUUUUGCUGCUCACUUUCGGAGGAGUUCCAUGGCAGGUGUACUUUCAGCGAGUCCUGUCCUCCAAGACAGCAUUCCGGGCUCAGUUCCUCUCAUACAUUGCAGCCUUUGGUUGCAUCAUCAUGGCCGCCCCGGCUGUUCUUAUUGGCGCCGUGGCAGCAGAAACAGACUGGAACCUGACAUCGUACGCUGGUGAGAAACCCAUACCUCCUAAAGACAUGAAGCUAAUUCUUCCCCUGGUACUGCAGUACUUAUGUCCUGAUGCCAUUUCCUUCAUUGGGCUGGGCGCCAUUUCUGCUGCGGUGAUGUCAUCAGCCGAUUCCUCUAUCCUUUCAGCCAGCUCGAUGUACGCUAGGAACAUUCACAAAACCAUCUUACGGCAAAAUGCAUCCGAAAUUGAGAUCUUGCGUGUGAUGAGAGUGGCUAUUUUCGGUGUCGGUCUCAUGGCGACGUUAAUGGCGAUAUUUGUAGACUCUAUAUAUGGUCUGUGGUACCUGUGCUCUGACCUCGUCUAUGUUAUACUAUUUCCCCAGCUGAUAUCAGUGGUUUACCUGAAGGACACUAACACAUACGGGUCACUCGCCGGCUAUCUGGUUGGUCUGUUCUUCCGCCUGGCGGGAGGGGAACCCAUGCUGCGUUUACCUCCCCUUAUCAAAUAUCCCCUCUACACGGACGAGUAUGGCCAGCAGUUUCCCUUCAAGACGUUUUCCAUGUUGCUGAAUUUCGCUUCAAUUUUAAUAUUUUCCUACGGGAGCAAGUUCCUGUUCGAGAACGGUUAUCUACAGAAGCGUCAUGACGUAUUCAAAUGUGUGGUGAACAUCGAAGAGGAGCACAUAGCCCUGGCGGAGAAGGUCGGGUCGGUCGGAGAACUCACUGUCCUGUCCACGGAAACGCCAAAGGUGAACGGCUCUGUAACGCCUCACCUACAGUACUCUAAAGAAGCCCUUGGUAAUGGACAAACAAUCCUCAAAGAUCCCGCGAACAUUAUAAAUGGACCCUCUUUAAACUCUGUGAGCACAGGCGUUACAAACGACAUGUCUGAGUUGGACUAAAUCAAAGUUGUUUAUUUUUGAAACAAUAAUAAUUCCAAAACUUCAAAUAAUGACAGAUUAUGAUUUUGGCCAAUUUUGUGCUACUUGUCCACAGAGGAAUCCUCAAAAUGUGGUGAAAUCACCACAAUGGAUAUAUGUUUUCUGUGAGACAGAAUUGAAGUAAUGAUGAAAGAUAUAAA
Molecule: messenger RNA, 1934 nt
Organism: Liolophura sinensis
Lineage: Eukaryota; Metazoa; Mollusca; Polyplacophora; Chitonida; Chitonidae
Product: high-affinity choline transporter 1-like
Exons: 8
Coding region: 1-1755 (584 amino acids)
Biological process (GO): choline transport; acetylcholine biosynthetic process; transmembrane transport
Cellular component (GO): plasma membrane
Molecular function (GO): choline:sodium symporter activity
Source: RefSeq, a predicted model, not a curated record